UUGAAUACAACAAACUAAGAAAUAUUUCUGCUGGAGCUUUUAAAGGACUUCAUUCAAUGAAACAUUUAUAUCUGAGCAGUAAUUCAAUCACGAGGAUUGAAGAGAGCUCGUUUUCCGGACUCAAGACGCUGACGGAAUUACAUUUGAACCACAAUUCAAUCACGAAAAUUGAAAAGAACUCGUUUUCCAAGCUCAAGACGCUGAAGAAAUUAUAUAUGCAAAACAAUGGCCUCAAGUACAUCGCUCCUGGUGCCUUCGACGGGCUUGAUUUGAUUGAUUUGCGCCUGCAAGAUAACAACCUCGAGGAAGUACCUGCGUUUCAAAAGCCUUCAAAAAUUACUACCCUAGAUUUGUCCUCAAACCCAAUCAUGAAACUUGAUGCCAAAGCGCUGGGACUGCAUUAUGAUCUCGUCAGUCUAUAUUUGUCCCAAACAAGGAUUACGACCCUGGAGAACAGAGUUUUUGUCAAUAACAGCCAACUUAAAACCUUAAGGUUCAUAGGAAAAAAUCUGAAAGAAAUACGUCCGGAGGCUUUCAAAGGACCAAAGCUCAUGGAGUUAAAUUUGCAAGAAACUGGGAUCAAAUAUCUGCCAGGUGAUGGGCUUGAGUACUUGAAGUAUCUCACAAUCAAAGGAGCACGGAAGCUAUGGGAAAUACCAAUCGUCCAUUUUGACAACCUAGACACAGCAAGUGUGGAAUACGCCUUUCAUUGCUGUCUCAUUAAGACUAAACGUGACUCGCGUAACGUGAUGGCCACUAAAUCGAGUGUUUUAUCGUCUCCUACCGUCAAGCCGUGUAAUGUGACAGCUAAUAGAACGACAACUACAGCACGUCCAACCACGACAGAUCCCUUUGGUGGUAUCAUGGGACCAAAACGCAACAACACGGAAAUUCCAACUGAAUCAUGCUACGAUGGGACCAAAAAUACUAACACUCUCCCGACAGGGUCGACGGAUGCACCGUUUACUUGCGUUUCAGAGCAAAAAAAUGACACGUUCAACCCGUGCGGUGAUUUACUGGCGACGAACGCGUUGCGCGUUUCUUCCUGGGUGGUGCUGGUCCUCGCUCUCUUCGGGAACUCGUUCAAACUAUUUGUUCUGUUGCUGAGUAAACGCAAAAUCUCCAUCACCAGGAUCCUGAUGUGUAACCUGGCUUUUGCAAACCUCUGCAUGGCUGUGUUUUUGUUGAUGAUCAUAAGCGCCGAUAUGUAUUCCUUGGGCGAAUACCAAAACUUCGCUAUGCGAUGGCAGUUCGGAACUGGUUGCAAAAUCGCCGGAUUUGUAUCGAUUUUCUCCACAGAGCUCUCUGUCUUUGUGUUGACGAUCAUCACUGUGGAGAGAUACUUCACCAUCGUCCAUCCUCUUAAGGUUAACAAACAUUUGAAUACGAAGCAGGUUAUUAUACUCAUAGGGGUGGGGUGGACGUUUUCUUUGACAAUGGCAAUCCUGCCGCUGGUAGGGGUGAGUAGUUAUCAACAGGUGGCAAUAUGUCUUCCAUUUGAUGUGAAAAACACUCUGUCAAAAGUUUACGUUACGUUUCUUUUAUCAACGAAUGGAAUGGCGUUUUUCUUCGUGCUGUUUUGUUACGGUAGAAUGUACUGCAGUCUCGGAGGAUCUGUGCCUGGCGCGUGCGUGGACCGUGUGGAGAGUCGCGUUGCCCGAAGAAUGGCGAUGCUUGUGAUUACAAACUUCGCAUGCUGGUUUCCAAUUGCACUUGUCAGUCUUGUAGCUGUUUAUGGAACAACUUUGAUAGAUUUGAAAACGGCGCAGUUUUUCUUGAUCUUCGUUUACCCAAUCAACUCCUUCACAAACCCUUAUCUCUACGCCAUAGGAACGAAACACUUCCAGAUGGACGCACUGGAAAUCAUAAACCGUCUUGGUAUUUGUAAGUCAGCGGUAGAAAAAUUGAGCGGUAAGCUACGAGAUCAACUUGAGACGUUACCGAACUCGUCCCGAGGAGUUACCGGAAGUAAAAUAAGUCUCAGCUCCUCUCGGUCACCGCACCAUUCGCCUGGAGUAUCGCCAAAGAGCAGUUUUCGUAACGAGGGCCGUCAUAGCUCUUACAGAAGCCGCAACGAGAGUAUGAGAAGUAACAGCAGCAACUUCUGUUCCAACUCAUCGAGAGAAAGCCAAACUUGUUCACCGUGUAAUUUUUUAACAAUUCCAUUGAUUUAUAGGAAAAGCUAUGACCAGGACCGAGAGAAAGAGACAGCAGACUCCAGGUCAAGUGUUUAUAUAAAGAACAAUGCAAUCGAAAGGACUUCCUUCCAGUCGCAAAACUCUGAUUCUGAACAGGAUAAGAUUUCCGCGCGUAGACAAUCCGCCAAAGAAGUUGUUCUGGAUGGGCAGAUUGCCUAUCAUUUGAAUAGAGCAGCGUGUAAAAACAAGGACAGUGAUGAUGUAGAGGCGCUGAUGUCUCUCGAGUCUGACACAAGCGAUGUUAAUAAAAACACAGAAGACACAAAGGACCACCUUUACUCGCAGAUGCCAGUUGUCAUGGUGACGACCUGUUAAUGUUGCUAUUGAUAGUGAUAUUAAAUUCAGAGGACACACUUGGGAUAAGAAAAAGUGCGCCCUUCAAAGAUAGGACCAUUAUUGUUUUUCGGUUGAGACUAAAGGCCGAAUAAGAUAGCGUAAAUGGAUCAAUAUCAGUAUCUGGGCAACUGCCCACCUACCCCUCCCCUAACUCAACAACAGUCAAUUGACAACAAGUUAAGGCUAAUGUUAGGUUAGGGGAGGGGUAGGUGGGCAGUUGCCCAGAUACUGAUAUUGAUCCGCGUAAAUCUCGUUCCAAGGCUCUUCUCUUGCCCCUCCUAGUACGAAGUUGAGAUGGUGGUGGCACAAAAUCUCCUCUUUCACUGAAUUUUCCAAACGCUUAUUGACAAAGAGACAUUGAGAAUAUCAAAAGAAGUUAUCCCGCCCCCUCUACCAUGAACAAAUACAACUUCAACAAUAACAAAUCUUCAGAAAAAAAAUUAUA
Messenger RNA from Pocillopora verrucosa, 2979 nucleotides. Its product is annotated as follicle-stimulating hormone receptor-like. Gene Ontology annotation, molecular function: protein binding; G protein-coupled peptide receptor activity; protein-hormone receptor activity. Gene Ontology annotation, biological process: hormone-mediated signaling pathway; activation of adenylate cyclase activity; adenylate cyclase-activating G protein-coupled receptor signaling pathway. Gene Ontology annotation, cellular component: plasma membrane. Lineage: Eukaryota; Metazoa; Cnidaria; Anthozoa; Scleractinia; Pocilloporidae. The record is from RefSeq and is a predicted model, not a curated record.